Molecule: messenger RNA, 2193 nt
Organism: Aegilops tauschii subsp. strangulata
Lineage: Eukaryota; Viridiplantae; Streptophyta; Magnoliopsida; Poales; Poaceae
Product: serine/threonine-protein phosphatase 5
Molecular function (GO): hydrolase activity; protein binding
Source: RefSeq, a predicted model, not a curated record
CCUCUUGACCUAUAUCGUGCUCGGUCGGUCUUGACCUACCCAAAGCUCCAACCCGACCCAAUAAAAUCUCUCCUACACCCUGCCGCCGCCGUAGCUUAGCGCGCGUCGCCGCCUCACGUCUCUCGCCUCUCGAACGCGUCGCGGCCGCCGCCGCCGCUCCCGUUCUGCCCCGUCGCGCGCCGCUGCCCUGCCCUGCCCCAGCCGUUUACACCCCGUCCGCAACCUUGGACGGCGGCUUUCGAGGUGAAUAAGGAGCUUUGAAGUCUGUGUAUGAACUAGACACAACAGAUAUCAUGGGUGAUAGUUCAAAUUCAAAUGUGCAGAAGGCUGAGGAACUCAAACUUAGGGCAAACGAUGCCUUCAAGGCAAACAAGUUUUCUCAGGCUGUAGAGCUCUAUGACCAGGCUAUUGAUCUAAAUGGUUCAAAUGCGGUUUAUUGGGCAAAUCGUGCAUUUGCACAUACAAAGCUUGAGGAAUAUGGAAGUGCUGUCCAGGAUGCUACAAAGGCUAUUGAGAUUGAUCCUAAAUAUUCGAAAGGUUAUUAUAGACGAGGUGCGGCAUAUCUUGCUAUGGGAAAAUUCAAGGAAGCCCUGAAAGAUUUUCAACAGGUGAAAAGAAUCUGUCCUAAUGAUCCAGAUGCUACAAGAAAGUUGAAAGAGUGUGAGAAAGCUGUCCAAAAAAUCCGCUUCGAAGAAGCAAUUUCUGUAGGGGAUACAGAAAGGCGCUCAAUAGCAGAUUCUCUUGAUUAUCAUAUAAUAGAAGUUGAACCACAGUAUACUGGAGCAAGAAUUGAUGGGGAUACAAUAACAUUAGAUUUUGUCAAGCAGAUGCUGGAGGAUUUCAAGAAGCAAAGAUGUAUACAUAAAAGGUAUGCAUUACAGAUUGUGUUGCAAGCACGGGACUUGCUGCGAGCAGUGCCUUCCCUUGUCGAUGUGAAUGUUCCGAAUGGUUGUCACUUUACGGUCUGCGGUGAUGUUCAUGGCCAGUACUUCGAUCUGCUAAAUAUAUUUGAGCUCAAUGGACUUCCCUCUGAAGACAACCCUUACCUCUUCAAUGGAGACUUUGUGGACAGAGGAUCGUUUUCACUUGAAGUCAUACUUACUCUCUUUGCAUUCAAGUGCCUCUAUCCAACUGGUAUGUAUCUAGCAAGAGGAAACCAUGAAAGCAAGAGCAUGAACAAAAUAUACGGUUUUGAGGGAGAAGUGAAGUCCAAGUUGAGUGAUACGUUUGUCGAGCUGUUUGCUGAAGUAUUUUGUUGCUUACCUCUGGCUCAUGUAAUCAACAAGAAGGUCUUUGUAGUUCAUGGGGGUCUGUUUAGUGUUGAUGGAGUAAAGUUAUCAGACAUUAAGGCCAUUGACCGUUUCUGUGAGCCUCCCGAAGAAGGUUUGAUGUGUGAAAUUCUAUGGAGUGACCCUCAGCCUCAGCCUGGGAGAGGUCCAAGCAAACGAGGUGUAGGGCUUUCCUUUGGUGGAGAUGUGACGAAGCGGUUUUUAGAAGAUAACAACCUGGACCUUGUUGUCCGAUCCCAUGAAGUGAAGGAUGAAGGGUAUGAAACUAUGCAUGACGGAAAGCUUAUUACUGUCUUCUCUGCUCCUAACUAUUGCGACCAGAUGGGCAACAAAGGUGCAUUUAUUCGAUUCAAUGCUCCAGAUUUAAAGCCAGAUAUUGUUAGUUUCUCAGCAGUGCCGCACCCUGAUGUCAAGCCGAUGGCCUAUGCAAACAAUUUCCUCCGGAUGUUCCAAUAGCAGCAGCUGGAACCUGUCUGGCCAAUUUUGAUAUGCAAAACUUUUCUGCGCCCAGCUCAUUUUCGUACCAAGUCCAAGUCAUGCGUUGAGCAGCAAAUAUUUUGCUACAACAAUUUAGAUGCUGCUGUGACCCCUCCCGCCCUUUGUUAAAUUAUUGGUUCUAGCACAGUGAUUUAGGUGUCUGUAGUUGUACAUUUGCUAUAUCUUUCUGCCCUCGUCAGUUCAGUGGGAUUGAUGCCUUUUCGCUCUUGAUUGCUUGUGUGGAUUGUUGUAAUACAUUUCAUACACAAAAUGCUACCUGCAGCAUGUAGCGGACUAUGAUUAUUUUGUACCGGAGGGUGAGCACAGGAUUGUGCAAUAUAGUGUUGUGUCAACGCCACAAUGCGGCCUUGUAACACUAUUGUUUAGUUUGCUUGCCAUUUUUUAUGUUAAUUUUCUUUCUAAUGUC